Molecule: messenger RNA, 3378 nt
Organism: Glossina fuscipes
Lineage: Eukaryota; Metazoa; Arthropoda; Insecta; Diptera; Glossinidae
Gene: RIC-3
Exons: 12
Coding region: 828-2414 (528 amino acids)
Biological process (GO): protein localization to cell surface; synaptic transmission, cholinergic
Cellular component (GO): neuronal cell body; intracellular membrane-bounded organelle; neuron projection
Source: RefSeq, a predicted model, not a curated record
GGAACUGAAGAGGCGGAUGACUGUACCUGUCAAAGAUUUUAGUUCUUUUCAUUCUGGGGAUUUCAUUGUCAAAGAAGACUAUCGAUCUGGGCGAUAAUGAAAUUUUGCGAUCUAUGUUGGAGAGUGACCUUCUACGAAAUUCCGAUUGCGACGAGGGAUAGUUUUUCGUUGUUUUUUCUUUUAGUUUGUUAAGACGACGUUGGCGCAUAUAAGCGAAUCGGUCGUAAUUUGAUAUAAUUUUCUUGCUUGUUUAAGAUAAUAGGGGUGGAGAAAACAUCUAAGCGAGCAUUAAGAAGCCGAAACCAAUUAAUUAAAAAUUGGACAUACACACUUUAAUAAAAAACAAAUCUCCGCAAGGACUAAAAGUGUUGUCGAGCAGGAGUUCAAUCAUUGCAUGCAGAGAAUGCGAUAAUGCGCUCCCGUAUCCAUCCGCGACGUUUCUAGUGUCAGUUGUCAAAUGACAUGCAAACUAACUUGCGGAGGCUUAGAUGUUCGAACUUUCGGGAUCUUAAAAACCACGCCUAAGUAAAAAUUUUAACAUUUAUUAUGUUGUCUGAUCAAUUUUAUGCUUUGUGUUUUUUUGUAAAAUAUUAACGAUAAUGAUUAAUAAAAGGGUAAAAUAAAGUUUGUUAGCAUCUUCGCGUCUUUUAUUAUAAGUCAACUAGGCCAAAGCAUAUGAGCGGUUGGCUAUAAUUGAAUUUACAUAUCUCCUUCGUAGCUUCGCGAUACUUAAAAAUUUUUAUUAUUAACUUAUUAAUUAAUUUAUUAAUAACGGACUAAACUUCAAGGCAAAACAAAUUAAACAACAUUUUUAAAUAAUAUAAAAAAUGCCAAGUAAAGCACAAUCAUCGACUAAACAGCCUGUGGCCAGUCAUCCGCUCUACCUGAAUGAAGGUCUUAGUUCGAAAAAAACCGCUCUAAUUAUUGUAACGGUUGUCGGAUGUAUCGCUAUACUAUGGCCAAAAGUAUUGUACCCUAUGAUGUUUGGUGGGAGUAAAACGGUGAAAACGGAUUUGAAGGAAACUCAAAGGGGACCGGGCGGCUGUUGUGAAGUGGUACUCAAUAGAGAAGAAUUUUAUAAUGCAACCAUUAAAAAGACAUCAUCGAUAGCUGCAGAGCCCUUUGGGCCGCAACUAUAUCGCAGAAGUUUAAAUAUUUACACAGGCGAAAUAACUAUACGUCAGGAAAGGCCAGUCCAUUUACAUCCGGAUGCUGUGUAUCAAGCAAUGCGUGAACGUGGUCGGGCCAUACCGGCAACACCUACGAUACCAAUUGUCGAUCGGAAAGUAACGCCUAGCAAUCCACCGCCUCGCAUUGUUGAAGGCAGACCUGGUCCCAUACCUGGCAUGCGGCCUCCAUUAGGGGCUGGUGCCAUGCAUCAACCUCAAACUAAAGGCAGUAGCAUGGGCAUUAUAAUGCCUCUUUAUACAAUAGGUAUUGUUGUAUUCUUCGGUUACACUAUCAUGAAGAUAGUUUUCAAGAAGCCUAUGCCGAAUGCACCGUAUGGUCCGGCACCAUCGGAUCCGAAUUUCCGCAAACAAGUUUUCGGCUAUGAAAACGGUAGGCAUCUUGAGGAUCUUAAUAGCUCAAAAUUGGGAUGGCGUGAGCAUCAAACAAGAACUAAUCUGCAUAAACAACCAGAGUCUCAACGGAACGCUUCGUUAAAACAACAGCAACAGCAGCAGCCACAACAACUGCGACAUAGUGCUUUACCUCAGCAACAACAACAACAAAUAUAUAUAACAGCGAGGCUCUUAAAUAAAGAAACUGAACAAUUAAUGGAAAUUGAAAAGUUACGCAGGAAAUUGGAGGACACCGAAAAGGCAAUGGCCAAAUUAAUUGCCGAAAUGAACUCCGACCAAUAUGAAGCGAAGAAAACCCACGAAAAGACGACAACGAACAAAGAAAACAUUUCCAAUGGGCAUGCAAAUGUUGUUGAAACCUCUGGAAUCAAUGCAGACAAAACUAAACACGAUCAUCUGGCAAUUAGUAAUAACAACAAAUUACGUGAAGGCAGCAAUGAACGUACAAUAGCCGUUCUUGGAAUGGAGAUAACGGCUAGUUGUGAAGGCGGACAGAAAUGGUCUGGUCGUCCUCCAACGCCGGUAUUAUUAGUCCACCAUGAACAUUCCAAACCCUUUGAUGAUUAUAUACCAGAACCACAAUCUAUAUAUCUGGAGGGAAUAUUGGCGCAUGAAUCUCAAAUCUUGGUGGCAGAUUCCGAAAUUAAACAGGAAAAAGUUUAUGAUGCUGAACUGAAUGGAUCUGCCGAUGAACCAGCUGUUGUGCUUAGUAGCAAAAUGACUUUAUCUCUAAUUAAUUUGGAUAGCAUAAGCGAUAAACAUGCGAACAAAACUGAUAUUGAAAGUCCAUUGGCUGAUGAUAUCGAGAUCAUAGGACAUGAUGGCAAUUAAUAUUAUUGAAUAAUACGAUGCAAAAUUUUUAUUUUUUUUUUGGUAGAAUUCAUAAAACAAGAAAACAAGAUUGAUUCAAAUAUUUUCAAACAAAUAUAAAUAAGUGAGCGGUAAUUAUUGUUACGUAAAUCCUUUAAUGACAAUCCAGAAUUUCCAUCCAAAGAAAAAUUCCUUGCUAUUUUAUUGCAUAUAAACAUAUACGUAUACGAAUAUAUAUAUGUUGUUAUUGUAUGUCAAUUGUAUUUCAUUCUCAUAAAUUUUAAAUUGUCUGCAUUUGGUUUGUUUUUUAAUUAUUUGUUUAGACAUCAUUUACAUGUCCAAGAUAUCAAAAUAUCCUAGAACAUAUUAUUCUAGUCCUUAUUAAAUUUCGAAACAAUUUCAAUACUUUGUAAAAAUAGCGUUAUGUGCCCAUAGAAUGAAACGAUAAUAAAGAAGUAAUGAUCAAAAAAUAAAUAAAUAAAUAAAAAUUAUAUUAGCAUAAUUUAUGAUACUUUGCUAUUCACCAUUUGAUAAAUAUUGACGAAUUGUCAUGUUUUCAACAUAAACUGCUAUGAAAAUUGAUCGGCAAUAAAUAUAUUUAAAAAUGUAUUGAACAACGUACACCCAGUUUGCCGCGAAAUUCUGAAAUUACGCUAUCUGUACACUGCACCGCUUGCGGUACGUUUGUGCAGGCGUAUGUAGUACCCAGAAAAGCCUUCCUUCUAUUAUACCGAUCAAUUCAAAUCAUGUCUAAUCUUGUCUAUCCGCCUGUCUGUCUAAUGUCUGUCAACGUAUUUUUGUGUUCAGCCUACCAGUCGUAUUUCUCGAUUUGGUAUACUGACGUGUUUUGGUCAAAGGACGAAUCCUAAUGAAAAUCAUCGGUUCGCAUUAGACCACUUUUUAAUCCAAUUGCAAUAUAACGCCUUUUUUUGAUAAGUCAUUGUAAGAAAAAAUAUCGCAACUUUUAAAAUUACUCGACAAAAGU